Molecule: messenger RNA, 2628 nt
Organism: Camellia sinensis
Lineage: Eukaryota; Viridiplantae; Streptophyta; Magnoliopsida; Ericales; Theaceae
Product: AP2-like ethylene-responsive transcription factor ANT
Biological process (GO): regulation of DNA-templated transcription
Molecular function (GO): DNA-binding transcription factor activity; DNA binding
Source: RefSeq, a predicted model, not a curated record
GAAAGAGGAGGCAGAGAGGAGCGGAGAGAAAGAAAAAAAGGAAAAAAACAAAGCAUAAGAAGAGGUCUUUCUCAAACACAGAUCCCUAUGGAAUGCAGGAACGAUGCCCAGCCAGCGUUGCUUGAAACUCAUUCUUUUUGUUUAGUUUAAAGGGACUUGCUUUGCUUUCUUCUCUUUUGAAAUUUUUUUCCUCAGAGAGUGAGCAUAGAUUUACCCAUUCAGAGUAUUUGGAUUUUGUUCAGAUGGAUGGUUAGAUUUGCUGUUCUAAUCCACCUCUCUGCAGCUACAAAACAAAAACAACCCAUUUUUCAAAAUGGAGCCAAGCAACAAAGAGAAGACUUCUUUGUAUAUCAUUAGUUUAUUUGUUACCUAAUGAUUGAACAAACUUGUUGUUUGUUAAGUGGGAAAAAAAAGAUUGACAGGAAGGAAAAUGAAGUCCAUGAGCAAUGAUAAUAAUACCAACACCAACACAAACAACAGUAAUAACAACUGGUUGGGCUUUUCUCUAUCUUCCUCUCAUAUGAACACCAUUGGAGUUUCUUCAGAGCCUCAUCAUCAAACUCAUAUCUCUCUCUCUGGUUCUGUUUCCAGUGCACUCCCAACAAGUUUCUUUCACUCCCCAAGUCAUUUCAGCUACUCUGGUGCUUGCUAUGGAGUUCAUGAAGCUGAAAAUGGUGCCUUUUACUCUCCCUUGACUGUCAUGCCACUCAAGUCUGAUGGCUCACUCUGUAUAAUGGAAGCUCUCACCAGGUCUCAAACCCCCCAAGGAAUGGAAACAACUUCAACACCAAAACUGGAAGACUUCUUUGGAGGUGCAACAAUGGGGACCCAUCAUUAUGAAAGCUGUGACAGAGAAGCCAUGGCUCUGAGCCUAGACAGCUUGUACUACCACCAACAACAAAACCCAGAUCAUGAAACCAACAACAACAACACUAGUCAAGACUUCCUAAACCAUCAACCACAAAACCAGAUUCAUGUCCAACAAUACUCAGACUACUCUGCAUUCAGAGGCCAUGAGGUGUACCAAACAUCCCCAUUAACAGAGGACACUAAGCAAGCCCAGAUCACAACAAUGGCGGCAGAGGAUGAAAUCUGUGGAAUGAAGAACUGGGUUUCGAGGAAUUUUCAUGGCAGCCAUGGAUUGGGGGACAAUGGCGGUGAAUCUGGGUCAAUGAGUGCACUGGGCUAUGGAGAUUUACAGUCUCUGAGUUUGUCUAUGAGCCCUGGGUCCCAAUCAAGCUGUGUCACUGGUUCACACCAAAUCUCACCCGCUGUGACCGAGUGUGUAGCCUUGGAAACAAAGAAAAGAGGAUCUGUAAAGCUUGAUCAGAAGCAGACUGUUCAUAGGAAGUCCAUAGAUACAUUUGGACAGAGAACUUCUCAGUACAGAGGUGUCACAAGGCAUAGAUGGACUGGUAGAUAUGAAGCUCAUCUUUGGGACAAUAGUUGCAAGAAAGAGGGACAAAGCAGGAAAGGAAGGCAAGUUUAUUUGGGGGGUUAUGAUGUGGAAGAAAAAGCUGCAAGAGCUUACGAUUUGGCGGCGCUCAAGUACUGGGGAGCUUCAACCCAUAUCAAUUUUCCUGUGGAAAACUAUCAACAAGAACUUGAAGAUAUGAAGAACAUGACCCGACAAGAAUAUGUUGCUCACUUAAGAAGAAAAAGCAGUGGCUUCUCAAGGGGAGCUUCAAUGUACAGAGGAGUCACAAGACAUCAUCAACACGGCCGAUGGCAAGCCCGGAUUGGCAGAGUUGCAGGGAACAAAGACCUUUACUUGGGGACAUUCAGCACCCAAGAGGAAGCUGCCGAGGCCUAUGACAUAGCAGCGAUAAAAUUUCGUGGGGUGAAUGCCGUCACCAACUUCGACAUAUCAAGGUACGACGUUGAGCGCAUCAUGGCGAGCAAUACCCUUCUUGCCGGAGAACUUGCUAGACGCAACAAAGAGAUCGAAUCCAUUAAAGAGGUUCCAAAUCAAGACCUUCUCACUCUUAACCAUACCGUGGAAGCCACUCUCCCAAAGGAGAGCGACGGAAGCAAAUCGAAUUGGGAAAUGACAUUGUAUCAGCACCAGAGGCAGGAUGAUGGUAUUGAAAAUUGCAAGAACAAUCCAUCUUUCUCAAUGGCUUCAGAUCAUGAUUUGGUUGGGAACAGAAUGAUAGGUUUGGACCAGCAAGAGGUUGAUGAAUCGGGUAAGAUGGCGAACCACUUGUCGAAUGCCUCAUCAUUGGUGACUAGCUUGGCCAGCUCAAGAGAGGGCAGUCCUGAUAAACAGAAUGGGCUGCCACUGCUUUUUACAAUGCCGCCAUCAUCGGCAUCAGCCAAGUUUGCUAAUAGUUCCACAAGUGCUGUGAAUUCUUGGAUGUCAUCAACACAGCUGAGGCCUUCAAUGUCUCUGCCUCAUGUGCCUGUUUUUGCUGCAUGGACUGAUGCAUCAUGAGAGAGAGAGAGAGAGAGAGAGAGGAGUUGGUUUCAAAUUGGUAUUUUCCUUUUUUGAAUUAGUGAAGGAAUUGGGGGAUUAAUGGAAAGUCUAGGUGGGGACAUGUAAACUGUCUGUUAACAAGCUGGUUUCAGAAAUUUCAAACUCAAUGCUUCUAACCUAGUUAGAUAAAUGAAGGAUCUUGAAAUUAUGAA